Molecule: messenger RNA, 7200 nt
Organism: Nezara viridula (southern green stink bug)
Lineage: Eukaryota; Metazoa; Arthropoda; Insecta; Hemiptera; Pentatomidae
Source: the annotation of a GenBank genome assembly
AUGAAAGACCGAAAAUUUUGUAAAAAGAAGAACAAUCUUCAAAAAUAUUUUAUUCAAGACAGAAUAGAAAUGGUUCAGAGAGGACCCAAAACUAGAAAAAGACUUUAUAAUAUCACAAUGACUAAGGAUUCUCCUGAGAUGGAGACCUAUUCCAGAUUGCUGUCACAUCUGCAAGAAUCAUGUAAACAAAAAAAGGCUGAAAUUUAUGAUGAAUUCAUAGCUGAUAUUGCCAUCCUUUUAUCCAGCAAUUCAGAUAUAUUGAGGCUGAUAGAAAAUGAUUUGAAAUAUAUUCUUCCUUCAGUACUAUUGUAUUCAGUGUAUAAAGAUGUAGGAGUUAGAAAUGCAGCUAUCAAAUCUUUCGAUACAUUCACCAAUAUUGUAAAUAAGAAGCCAAGUAUUAAAAAUGAACCAUGGUAUAAAGAUAUGGAAUGUACCCUAAUUGCACAAGAGUUUAGUUCUCAUCUUAUAAAACUGGUAGAAGUGACUGAUAAUACCUGGCCCCACAUCUGGUCAUUUGUUAUAAGUCUAAUUGUACAUGAUGAACAAGUUCAUGGAGUGGCUAUAAAUUCUUUAUUGAAAGUUGUUGAAAUUGCAUUUAAGCUGUCGAGGAAAUUUGAAACUGUAUUGGAAAAGGCUUAUUAUUGCUGGAAUAGACUGAUUGAUAUAUUUUCAGUUCAUCCGAGGAUAGUCACGUCGCAAAAGUUAAUCGAACUUCUAGUUAGGCCAUUGUCAACAAAUUUGUCUUUGAAAUGCCCAAAAUUAAAAUUGGAGACUUGGAGCAAUUUGGUACAUAAAGUUGGAUUUGCUUGUGUGAACACGAAGUGCAAACUUGUGAUCGAGCCUUUUAUAGAUUUUGCAUAUUUAAAAGAUAAUGAUUCUCUCUGUCAUUUGUAUCCAUUAGACUGCAUUGUAGCUUUUCGAGAUAUCGUCAAAGAAAAAAAACUUUAUAAGUUUUGCGUUACAAAAAUUAUGUCAGCUUUAUUAACAGUUUUUGAAAGUGGCCGUUCAGAUGAUUUAAAUGAGUACAUCAUUGAAAUUUGGACUGCACUAAUAGAUAAUACUAAAGACAUAGAAAAAGCAAAUGUGAAUGAUUACAUUACAGAACUUAUUAAUAAGAUUCCUCAGAUUAUACAGCUUGAUAGACCUGGGUUGAACGAUGCUAUAAUUAAAGUCACCCUUGAAAAGAAACUUUUCUGCUCAGAAAACAUGAAGAUGUUUAUAUUAGCUCAAGUACCAAUCAUGCCAAUCAUUUCAAGUUUCAUGAGCCAUUGUGAUUUUCAAAAGAACUUUUUUUUGCCAAUUGUGGAUAAUCUGUUGGAAUACUUUUUGGAAGCUCAGAAUAAAAAAUCUCAAAGUUCCGUCGAACUGGAAAUUUGGGAUCUUAUGUGUGAAGUAUUCAUUCUUUGGCUAAAAAGAUUGCCGCUUCCUCAGGAAUCAUCCGCAAUCGAUGUGGAACUACUGUGCUCAUUACUAUUGGUUCCAUUACUUUCUAAGCAAUGGUCAGUGCCUGUUCAAAAGACAUGGAAUUCUGUUUUAGAAUAUACUCAAAUAAUUGUGCCAUCUAACAAUUAUUUAUCACAAUUUAUUGAUAAAUUCUAUAAAGAAUUGAGUGAAUCUCAUAUCAGUGCUGAAUUCUCUGUGGAAUUUUGUACUUUUUUAACAAACAAAGACAAGUCAGUGUUUAAAUCGUUGAUGCCCACCUUCAAUUUUAUUUCUAAAAGUUUACCCAGCAAAGAUCCUAAACCUCUGAUGGACCUACUGGUUUUAAUAGAAAACUCAAUUAAGUAUGUUCCGAAGCAAGAAUUAAUUAAGUUAUUGACAGAGUUAAUGAGUAACAGUAAUUCAUAUGGACAGCCAUAUGAUCUCCGAAUUAAAACAAAGAUUACUAAACUUCAAAGGAAAUUAUUUACAUUAAAAGAUCCAAAUGAAAGUAGUAGUAAGGAGCAGGAUGGUCAGCAAUCUAAGAGUCAAGAAAAGGAACAACAGAAUGGUCAGAAAACCCGCUCUCCCUUAAUGGCCCAUAGCAAUUUUCUGCAUAGGCUUGCCAAAGCCGAGGAGAAAAAAGUAAAAAAGAGAGCCAGCAUGUCUUCCAUUUUCGGAGACAUCCAUCAAAAUGAAGAAGUAGAGACUUCCAGUCCUGAAAGAAGUGGUGAGCAUAAAUCUCCAAAGCUGUUAACACCAAAGCCAUCUCCUCUCAAUCAUGCACCAAUUGAUGGGAAAGAUAGCAAAAAUGAUGUAAAUAAACCAGAAGUAAAAGAAGUUGAAGAAAAGAAGUUACCUAUUAAACAGACGCCUGUUACUGACAAAGAUACUAAAAAUGAUCCUAAUAAAGAAGAAGUUAAAGUAAAAGAAAGUGAAGAAAAAAAGUUACCAUUAAAUGGCAGAAGCAGCCCUGCCAUCCCUGCGGUGGUGACUGUUGUUACCACUCCGAAUAGGAAAAGACCAAUUAAGCAGCCUGAAAUAGUGCUUUCUCAAGAGUCAAAGAAAUCAAUUCCUAAACCAACUCCUCCGCCUCCAUCAUAUUUCGAUGAUGAAGCAAUGGAUUAUGUAAUUGUUCCUCCAAAACCAAAAAGUACACCACUAACAGAGCAUCAGAAGGAAAUGAUGUCAAAGAGGAGAUCUGAUAUUCCUGCUUUAUACCAAGAUUUGUCUCAAGAUACCCAAUCAAUGAAUAGCCAAAGCAUCAAAGAAAUCAUCACAUUGAAAGAAAUUAAAUUAAAUGAUACGGCUAAGUCAUCAGAUGUAAUAACUUCCAAAGAUGAUGAAACUAAUAACACCUCUAUGAAGACUGAUGAAGAAAAUAAUAAGAAAGAACAAACUGAAAAAGUAUCGAUUGACAAUGGUGUUGUAGAUAAAAUUGGCGAUGAUUCUCAAGAAAUAAUUAAUGUCACCCAGCCAACAUUUGAUUCGGGUGUUAACCUCUCCCUUACCCCAACCAAGCACAUAGCUGCACUCCCAACUCAGAAGAAUCUUCUCAAUAAAUUUAAUUUACUUGAAAGUGAUGAAAACGGAGAUGUUAAAAAGAUUGAUGAAGAAGAUGAAGUCGAGAAGGAAAAUAAAAUAGUUAACAUUGAGGAAGCUGCUUUGCAAAAAGUCACUCCUAUUAAAAGAAGAUCCUUGAGAAAAAGUACAAACAAGUAUUUUACUAAAAAAGCUGAAGAAACUUCUAAAACCAAAACAAAAAAAGAAAUUUCAGAAUCAACAGUUAAUUCAGAGUUAAUGUCUAAAGGUAAACCAAAAAAGAUUUCAGAAACAGUUGCAAAAAAUGUGGAUAAUGCUUCUUCACUGAAAUUAAAAAACUCUGAUUCACAAGAUAGUUUAAAAGAAUCAGAAAAGAACGAAAGUUCAGAAUCAGAGAGAAAAUGUACGGAUACAGUUGAGGAAUGUUUGUCAAAAAGCUCUCAAGAAAUUACAGAAGAAACAAAAACAUCUAGUAAUCUGUCUGAGACUGAAAAAACUGAUAUUGAACAAAAUGUGAUCGAACAAGUUGAUAAUUCUUCCAAUAAGAUCGAUAAUGAACUUUCUGAAAUUGCAGUGCCUUUAAACAAUACCAUUGAUGAUGAUAAAUUAGAUAAUAUUUCCAGUAAAAGUGAAACAUGUGAAAUGAUGGUUCCUUCUAAAAAUGAUGGUACGGAUUUGCCUGCACAAGCUGUUUCUGUAAUGUCUGCUUCUGAGAGUAUUAAUCUGAAAGAAAUAAAUGAAUCUUCACUUGAGGAAAAUUCUGAAAGUAAAACAAAAAAUAUUGAUGUUAGUAAUAUUGAUAAUUCAAAAGAAACAGGCAGUGCUUCUAUUAAAAUAGAUACUUCUCAGGAAUCGAUGGAUAUUUCUGAAGAGGAAUGUCCAAUUUCAAAUGAAACAAAAAAUAUGAUAUCAGAAGAAGUAUUAAAAACCGAUGUAAAUUCUGAAAGGGGCUGUUCACAAAUUAAGUGUGAUCCUGAAACUGAAAUAAAAUUGAAUGAAUCAGAAAAUGUGAGAAGUGAUGUUGGCAACGAAGGAUCAUCAACUGUAGAACAAUCUAAGGACAGUUUAAAUAAUUGUGAAACUUCUAAUGUUUUAAGUCCCUCCAAUGACAAUGAUGUGAUGAUUGUUGAUGAAUGCAAAACAGACAAUAUUGAAAAUUUGAAUAUCAGCAAUGAAAAUAAUGUUGAUAUCGAAAUAAAAGUAGAAGAGCCGGAGGAUAUUGAUCAUAAUUCUAGUGGAGACUCUGUUGCUGCAAGCUGGUCAAUGGUUACUCCUGAGAAAAAGAGUAGAAAAAGGAAAGUAACAGAAGUAACCAAUGCUGAGAAAUUUAGCCCUAAGUUGCUCAGGAGCAAAAGGCUAUCUUUGACAAAACUUACUCCUGAUAAUUGUUCAGAAAAAAACAAAAAGAACGGUUCCGUUUCAAAGGUUGCUAUGAAAGGUAAUAAGGCAAGUGAAGCUGACACAAUUGUAGUUAAGAAAACGGGUGAAGAUAAGAGAAAGGUUAAAAGAUCAUCUUCAAUAGAAAUAAUUAAUACUGUUGAAACUAAUGCUCAAAAUAGUUCCAUUAAACCUAAUACUCCAGAUAAUAUGGAUUCUAAGACUUCAUCUCCUGAAUCUGAAGUAUCCAGUGAGAGGAAGGCUAGUAAAAGGAAGAAUCCCGAGCAAGUUGUAACUCCACCAUCCAAACCUAAGAGGGCUAAAACUGACUCAGAAGAAGCAAACCAAGAUUCAUUAUCACUUUUGAAGAACAGUACUGUUAAACCUCGAAAGAAAAAAAUUAUUAAAUCUAAUAUAAAGGCUUCGCCUAAUAAUCUGGAGCAAUGGUUGAUUAAAUCAGGAAAAUCUGUUGUAAAAAAAACUCUACUAUCUUCUAAUGAUCAAAAUAAUCUUCAGUCUGAAUCUAAAAUUGUUAACAAUAAUUCUGAAGUUCAAAUUAGUUCUUCUGAACCGAAGAAGAUUAUUGUCGAAAUGUCUCCUGUUCCUAAAGGUAUUGAUAACUCACCUAAAACUUCUGAAGAAAAUGCUACAGAAAUGCAACCUAUUGACGUAAUUACUAUAAAAGAAGAGGAGGAUCUCAUAGAAAUUGAUGUUGUAACUGUUGACGAGGCAGAUCCUGCAAAUCUGAGCAUCUGUGAAGGUAUAUGCACCCCAAUAGUUGAGCCUGAAGUGUCCAAGUCGGUGGCUAUUGAUCCUGUCGACGACAUAGAAACUAUAGAAAGGCAAUUUUUAGAAGCAAUCAAGAGAAGAGCCAAGGAAGAAGAGGAACAAAAUAGUCAGAAAAGUAAGAAAGAUAAUCUCUCAAAACCCAAACCUAAAAGGCGAUCUGAGGAUGAAGAUGAUGAUGAGGAAGAAUUAUUAACUGAAAGUCUGAAAUGUGAUGAAACUGAACUUGAAAGGACCUCGCUCGAACUCGAUAGAAAUAGCAAUGCUUCUCGAGUAAAACUUGAGUCCAUGAUAUAUGCCAAAUACAAAACUACUCUUAGGCGACCUCACAGAAGGAAGAGGCUAUUGAGAAGAGUUAAAAAAUCAGAUGACGAGAAUGAGCUAGAUGAAGAAGUUGAAGAGGAAGAAGAGACGUUUGAAGAGAGAAGGGAGAGGUUGGUAACACCGUUUCGACCUAGUGGCGGGAGGUCAGCUCAGAUGGUGAAAAUGGUGACUUCCGAAGAAGAAGGCCCUCCUGUCACUCCAGUUAGAAGGAAAAGUAUCACACCGCUACAGCUGACCGAGAACUGGCCCGAGGGAAGGUGUGAGCAGUGGGUGCCGUGUGUGCCAACCCCUCCUGGAAAAAGUCCCUCUCUUAGCAUCCUUAAAAGGAAGAUAUCGCCUGUUCCAUCCCCUACUUCUUCACCAAAUAAUAAGAAAAAAAGAGUUAGUUUUCUGGAUCCUCCAGUAUCAAAGGGCUUGCUUUACUCCAAGGGCUCUGAUAAUAUUGGUCAAGUCCAGCACGCUAACAUUCCACCUGGUAAAAAGCCAGUAUGGAAAGGUUUUGAAGGUGAAAUUGAAGAUAAAUCGUCUUCAGAUACAUCGAAAGUGGAAGAAUCGGAUGAAGGGUUUGUAGCGGUAGAAGCCGAAGAUGAACUGACUGCAAUACAAGAGUUCUUGAACAGUACUCCUGAUGCUCCUUGGAAAGACACUCCAUUGGCUGGCGAGAUUUCCAAGAUUCCAGGGAUACUCUCUUGUUCUGACCCAGUUCACAAUAUUAUUUCAAGAAUUGCUUCACCUGGAAGUGAGAAAAUGUUAUCAGAGGAAUUGCUAAAGUUGAAAAUAAAUACUAUCGGAGGUUUUUGUUCAUUGACAGUUUCGGAUAUUAUGAAACUAAGUAUUCGACCAGCAAAAGUAUCCACUCUCUACAAUGUACUUAAGGAUUACUUUCAAUGCCAACCAUCUAGCAGUAAGAAGUCUCCAAAAGUCAAACUGCCAGAGGACUCGCCAAAAUCAUUAGAAGAUGGUGAAAAAAUGGAUUUUGUCGAAACUCAGAUUGAAAUUACUACUUUAGGCAUUGAGAUGGGUGUACAAGUUGAUCCUUCCGAGAUAUGUAGCGAUGACACAUUUACUUUCUCCCAGAUGAGUCAAAAGACAUCUCAAAAUACUCAAGAUUUAAUUUUGACUCCUCCUGUAGUCAGGGAAGUGGAAUUGUAUUCAGAUUCUCAAGAAGAUAUUAAAAUACCGACCCGUGAUGAAAUUGGAUUAAUGUUCCAAAGUGAUGUGUUUGUAAAAAGGGCUGCACCUUUUGUAACUUUUAAUUUCUUAAGUAAACUUUCUGCUGCUGCUGCUGAAUACUUCAGAUCUAGACCAGAUUAAUUGAAUGUCUUGUGUCCGUAUUGCUUUUUAUGUAAGGUGUGUAUAGUUAUAUAUAUAUCUAUAUUUUUAUAUAUUGAUGCAAAAUGUGUAAAUGAAUUAAUUAUGUUUAUAUAAUGAAAAACAAAAUCUAUACAGUUGGCAUUAUACUGUGCAGUGCGUUCGUGUGUAUUAUAGACUUUUAUGUGGAACCCGUUAUUUUAUUUAUCUUUUUUUUAUUGUAUAGUUUUUAAUUAAACUUUUUAUUACCAUUUGAUUAUUGUUUAUACAUGUAUAUUUAUUUUAGAAAGUAAAAUGUUCUGUAAUUUAUCUUUUUGUACAUUUUUUUUUUAAAGUAUUUAUUUUUAGAAUAUUAAAAAGCAUAAUAGGUUUAGAAAGAUUUUAAAAAUAAUUGUGAACUAAAACCAGGGACUGAACCAAACAGUUAUCUGUUAUUUUACC